Biomphalaria glabrata is the source of this 7318-nucleotide messenger RNA. Its product is annotated as WD repeat-containing protein 90-like. Gene Ontology annotation, molecular function: protein binding. The record is from RefSeq and is a predicted model, not a curated record. The coding region runs from base 146 to 5722 and encodes 1858 amino acids. Gene Ontology annotation, cellular component: centriole. The transcript is spliced from 43 exons. NCBI's taxonomy places the organism in Eukaryota, Metazoa, Mollusca, Gastropoda, Planorbidae.
UUUUGCGAGACUCCGCCAGAGCGCCUGGUAAACGGAUGUUAUUGCUUCCUGGAUGCGUCAAGAUGGCGGCAAAUGUGAAGUUCAGACAUGUCUAAACUAAUACCAGGAUUUAUAAGAGUAUUGCUAAAUUGUGAAGCUUUAAAGAAUGGAUAAUCUCUGGCAGAGUCCAUAUGUGAAUGUUUUUAAACACUUUAAUUUGACUGGAUGGAAAAAGGCAACAAAAGAAGGGGAUGUUACAUCUUAUAUGGACAAAACAGUUAAAGGCACUGUGUUUCGUAUUGUUGGCAGCAUUCCUGCAGGAAAUUAUAUUCAUCUUCCUAAGACAAGCUCUCAGUUGCUUGGACUGACGGGCCGCUAUUUUUAUCUCCAGUUCAAACCUGUUCCAUCCAAACAUUUUGUUGUUCACAUCGAUGUUGCUACAACAGAUAAUCUCAUUAUUCGUAUUUCUUUCUCCAAUCUUUUCAAAACAUUUAAAUCUACCUCUACAUGGCUACAGUUUCCAUUUAUUUGUUGUCCCUUAGGCAAUUCACUCCCUUCAUAUGCUGUGGAAGCUAAAAAAGAUCAAAGUGGAGCAGCUCCGUUAAUCACAAAAUGGACAUUACUGUGUUUGGACUUGCAGCAAAUUUUGUCAAGCUACCUAAACAGAAAGUUUCUUUAUAUUAAAUCAUUCAAGCUUUGUGCCAACAUGCUGGUCAAAAAUGUUUUUACAAGUGACCAGCUUUUUGAUCCAGAUUUAACUUUACAAGAGGCUAAAAGGCAUGGCUUGAUGGCACACAACAUCUGCCCAUUACCAAGAGAAAUGUCAUUCCCUGUAGGGAAAGGAGAAAAUUGGCAUGAUCUUUAUGAUUUGAUAAGAUUUCCAACUGACUUACCAAGUCAUCCAUUUGAUACCAUACAAGUUGGUGGAUUCCAGUCAAAAUCAUUUCCUUUUGAUGGACCUAGCAUCCCUCCUGUCAAAGCACAAACUAAAACUGUGGAUGUUAGUAAAUGUGUAUCUGAUAGAGUCUCCAUGAUUCAUAAAUUAACAUCUCCUAGACAGAAACCAGAUUUGAGAAAAGUUACUAAAGAAUUACCUGAGCUAGCACCUGACUCAAAUGAGAAUUACACAGAUGAAAUUCAUGUGUAUGCGCAUCUUGAAAAACAUAAAAAUAGUAGUGGCAAGCAGAGCAGAAACAUGAAGCAUAGUAUGGCUCCAUCAAAAAAGCUUCAAACGUAUAAAGCCCUUGAACCAGAUCCCAUAAUGAAGUUAAAAAGAAUAAUUGGUUUUGGUGGCGCUACUUAUCAAAAUGUCAUUUGGUCAACUGAUGAGUCCUCCAUAAUCUAUCCUUGUCAUGCUGUGGUAGUCAGUAUGAAAAUAUCCACUGGUCAACAGAGGUUUUUCACUGGUCACACAGACAAGGUGUCCUGUCUGGCUCUGAACACCAACACUAAUUUGCUAGCCAGUGGUCAGACUGGCUCUAUGAGUACAGUGAAGAUAUGGAAGUACACAUCUGGGGAGUGUGUUCACACCACUUUAGUUCAUGAUCAUGGCCUUUCAUCACUCAGUUUUUCAAGUACUGGAGCUGUGCUUUGUGGCCUUGGACUAGAUGGGCAUAAUAAAAAUCUUAUUGUUGUGUGGAACACAUCCAAAGUCCAGAAGACUACUGUAUUAGCUAAGGCUCACACUGAUGUGGAUAUAGCUAGAAUCAUCUUUGCACCUUUUGAUGAAACAAGAUUGGUUUCCUGUGGCAAAGAUAAUGUCAGAGUGUGGAGGGUCAAAGAAGGUGUCCUGCGGUCAGCUCCUGUCAAUCUGGGAGAGUAUCAUUCUAUGGAAUUCACUGAUAUCUGUUUUGAAUUAUAUUCCCACAACAUACAUCCAUCAGUGAAUCAGUUAGUCUAUGCAUGCACCAAAUCUGGACAUAUUUUUGAAAUAGACUACAGUAAACUAGCCAUACAUCAUGUUAGAAGACUUUUACCAUUACACAAACGACCUGGGAAGUCUACCAAGCUCAAUCCUGAUGCUGAUUCAAGUGCUGCCACAAUGUCCAUCAACUCUAUCCACCUGAAUGAUACUUUCUGUGUGACUGGCUCUGAUGAUGGUUACCUGAGGUUGUGGCCAUUGGACUUUGCUCAUGUUUACCUUGAGGCAGAGCAUGAGGGUCCAGUCACUAUUACAAGAUUGUCUGCUGAUGGAUUAAAAAUAAUUGCAGGAACAGCUUCGGGAAACUUGGGUGUUCUUGAUGUAACAACCAGACAGUACACAACUCUCAUGAGGUCACACACUGGAAGUGUUCUGUGCUUUGCUCUUGACCCAGUACGUAAGCAAUUGGCCACAGCAUCAGCAGACAACACCAUCAGAGUCUGGGAUGUGGAAAGUUUACAGCAGCUCUAUGACUUCAGUGCCCCAGAUGAAUGUCCUUGCAGUAUAAACUACCAUCCUCAUAGGCAGAUUUUUGCAUGUGGAUUUCACAAUGGCACUAUUAGAAUUUUCAAUGUAGAGACAACAUCUUUACUUGCUGAACACAGGCAGCUGAGAGGUCAAGUGACGGGACUAGUGUACUCCCCUGAUGGGAACAGACUUUAUGCAAGCUGUUCUUUGGGAGUUGCUUCAGUUUUUGAUGCCUCCUCAUUAGAUUACAAGGUUAUACGAGUCAUCGCAGGCCUAGUAGCCAAAGGGAAUAAAUAUGGACCACAAGCUUUGGCAGUGAGCUCAUGUGGCAGGAGAGUCGCAUUCGUGGGUCCCACAGAGUUGACUGUGACUGUAGCUGAUGCCAAAUGUUUAGACGAGCUUGUUAGAAUUGAUGUUUCUAAUAUGAAUGCUGGCAUUUCCAACUUAGACUCUGCAGAGAGAGUCACCUUUUCUCCUGCCAGUCUGGGCCACUUGAUAGUUACAACAGCUAACAAUAAACUCAUCAAGUAUGAUGCUAGAACAGGUCGUUUGAUUCAGGAGAUCGACCACAUUAACAGGUCAGGUUGCAGUGCCCUAACAGUUUCUGACUGUGGGCAUUAUUUGGCCACUGGAGGAGAUAAAACUAUUAAAAUUUGGGACUACGAACUGAACUUAGAUAUUAACUUUCAGGUUUUUAUUGGUCAUAGUGAAAAUGUAAGCAGAAUACUGUUUACUCCAGAUGGUCUGAAUCUGAUAAGCUCAGGGGAAGCUAUCUACAUCUGGAAUUUUCUAGUCAAAAGAUCUGCAACACCGCCAAUAGAAGGACGAAUGUUACCUUUAGAUGAAGAGGUGCUAUCACAAGCAGAAGGUUUUGAUUUCAGUGAUGAGAAAUUGAGCAAUGUGAAACAUAAACCCAGUUUUCCUUUAAAGCAUAAACCCAGUUUUCCUCAACCCAAACCCACCAGAUUGAUUUCACCAAGAUCUGACGACAUAGAUGGACUUAGUUCUAUUGAUUCGGACAGUAAGUCUGAGGAUACUUUAACCCAGUGCAGUGUGUCCUCACAAAGCCUAAAGACGACAUACUUUCAGAAAGCUAAAGAUUUGUCUGGACUCAACCAUAGCAUUUUAAAAGGAGGCCAACAGGUGGUUGGUGACAAGGACAUAUCCAGUCUGACAGAGUCCCUCGGGGGCAAUGCCACGUUGGUGCCAAAUAGACCACAGCCAACAUCUGUCCACAAAUCAACUGUGAAAGUUAAAGACAAUGGUGUCAGAAGUGAUCCAUUCUAUCAGCCCUCUGUCUUUGUUCACUACAAGCAGAGAGAGAAAGCUUCCAGCUUAGCUCAGAAAAGGUAUGCAGCUCCCCCUGACCAAGCAGGAUUGAAGCUAAGCUCAGUAAUUGGUUAUAACAGUAAUGGCAGGAACAACAUGGUGUGGCAUCCAAAUACAGGACUAUUUGCGUAUACUUCUGGGUGCAUAAUCAUAAUAGAAGAUCUUAAUACAGGAGAACAGAAGCACCUGAUUGGCCACACUGAAGAAGUGUCCUGCCUAGCACUUCGUCAUGAUAGCUCUCAUUUGGUAUCAGCCAGUUCAUCCUUUAGGGACACGCCCUGUCAGAUGUGUAUAUGGGAUACCAAGUCACAGACCUGUAUAAAGACACUCCUGCAUCACACAUUCGGCAUUCAAAGUAUGGCUUUUUCUCAGGAUGACCGUUAUCUCAUUUCAAUAGGUGACUUCAGAGAAAGUAAUGUUGUUGUCUGGAGUACCAGUAACUAUCAAAUGGUGGCCAGUAGCCCAACAGAUUCAGCAAUGCACUCAGUCAAAUGGGACCCAUUCUCUGUCAAUGAGUUUGUCACAGUUGGAGACAAUGCAACAGUUUUGUUCUGGAUGCUGGAUGAGACAACAGCUGAUGUUUACCUCAAUGUCCAUGAAGCUGAGUUACCUGAAGAUUUGCAAUUGUCCAACAGUCAGGGUAAAUCCUUAGUGUUCACAUCUCUUGCCUAUGCUGGUGACAGUACAGUUUACAUUGGGACAAAUUUGGGUCGAGUCACAGCUUGGGACACAAGGCAGAACACUUGCUUCAUGCACUGGGAGGCAGAUACAGCUGAGAUAACUAGAAUUGUGUCUCGUUAUAACCAACUGAUGACAGCCUCAUACAGUAAAUGUAUCAGAAUCUGGUCUGUGGGCAGAGUCAGUGAGAUGAAAAUGACCAAGUCACUAGAGAAAGCUUCACUGGGUUUGACCAUGGAGGAUGAAAUGACAUUAGAUGACCCAAUCACAUGUGCUGAAUUUGAUGACACUCUGGAAAUGGGCAUUGUUGGAACAUCUUCUGGAACAUUAUGGUACAUCAACUGGACAGAGAGGACUUCCAUCAUUUUAGUCUCAGGACAUAAAAAUAAGAUCAACAGUGUAAUCUUUGUCCCCAAUAACCUGAUGGUGUCAGGAGGGGAUGACGGCAGUGUCAGAGUGUGGUCCUUGAAGAACAGAGAGCAGGUUCUACAAUUUAAAGUCAUGAAUCAGUCCUCUACUUGUCUGGCUUCUGGGCCAGCUGACCAGAAACAGAAUGUCAUCCCUUUAGUGCUCAGUGGCUACAGCGAUGGCACUAUUCGCAUUUUUGAUGUCAACAAAGCAGAAAUGGUGCUAAAAAUGCACCCACAUGCUGUGACAGUCACUGCUAUAGCUUUCUCAUCUGAUGGCCUUAUGAUCUUAUCUGGUAGCAGUGAUGGCCUGCUAGCUGUCAGCAGUCCCACAUCAGGUAUCACUGUAACAAUUAUCAAUGAUCACAGAGGUGCUGCCAUAUCCAACAUUGAUGUCAUAUUGGCUAAGGACUUGGAUUUCCCUUCCCCUUCAUUAUGGUUGGCUAGUAGUCUAGACAGACGGGUGAGUGUAUGGUCAGCUGACUGGGACAAGGAUGUGUGUGAGUUGGUUGACUGGCUCACUUUUCCUGCCCCUGCUGUCAUGCCAGAUGGCUCCAGAAUUAACAGACAUGACCAGGCCCAUUACAAUCUACUCCCACCAACCAUUGCCAAAUUUUCUCCUGAUGAACCAGACAUAAUAGUGUAUGCCAGUUAUGGCAUGGAAAAAUCACUUCUCUUCUACAGUUUGACUCACAAAAAAAUUAUGCGUACAAUGAAACUUACUCAUUGGGCUUCAAGUUUGGCUAUAUCUCCAGAUUCAUCACUAAUAGCUGUUGGAGUCUCUGAACGCUUGCUUAAAUUGCUGGACUACAAUGAAGGCAGCUUUCAAGAUUUCACCAAUCACACUGACUGUGUCAGUCUGGUUCAGUUCUCUCCUAAAGGAACUGUAUUGGUGACAGUGUCUCACAAUGAGCUGUUUGUCUGGGAUGUCACCUUCUAAUAGCAGCCUAGAACAUGUCUCCACAACAUAUUAGACACGCUUUUGCACUAUGUAGCAAAAUUGAAAUAGUCUUUUGAUUUCUUGAAAUUUUAGAUGUAAUAGGUUAUUAUUUUAUUUUUGAAAUUGUAUUUAUUCAUGUAUAUUUUGUACAUAAAUCCUACAGAAAAUUUGAUUGAAACAGUGAAGUUGUCGACAUUAGUCUGAUGUUGUUUUUUUUGUACAUCUAAGUGCCUCACACAAAAUGUUUUAAUGUAUUCAGCUGUUCAACACUUAAAAAUGCUCAAAAUAUUUUUUAUUGCAGCAGAUCUAAUAUUGACCUGUAAAAGAAUAGUAUUAGUUAAUUGAUGAGUGUUAUUCCAAAACUCAACUCUGUACCUUUACACUAAAGGGAGAAAAUACUUGAAAACAUCAUUGGCAUACAUAUAAUAUCAUUGAUGAAAUUUAAACAUUUUCUUUUUUUUUGAUAGAUCUAACUGAAUCAUUUUUAAAUUGUCACUGUCCAUUGCUUUCAAAUUUUCUAAAACUCUUUUUAUAAAAUCUCUAUUGGUGAUUGAAAGUUGAGCUUCAAAAGUGAAUCCAAUUUUUUUUAAAAUUACUUUAUAGGUUCUUAUGAUAAUAAAAUAAUGGUGGCUUUGUUCAAAUCAGUACUGUUUAAUGUGGAUAGAGUUUGUAUUUAUUUUCUAUUUAGAUAUUGACAUCUUUCUAGAAGAUAAUGGCAAUGUCUUUGAUUCCAAAAAUUAAGGAUGAGCGCAGUGUUUCAUUACCUACAUUGAGGCACCAUGCAAGAUUCGUUGACAGUCUUUCUCCAUUCCUCUCUGUCUUUUGCCUUAGAACUUCUUUCAAUGGCAGGCCUGUCCAUUCUUUUUUAUGUUGUCCUCCAAUAGUUUUAUAUGAAUACGCAAACCCAGUAGCAACCUGCAUAUUUUUCCCCAUCUCGUGCAGACAAAGCUUUGUCUGCCGGCAGUUUAAUUUUUUUUCCAGAAAAUACACAAUUCAUUAUUUGCCUUUGAUAUUAAAUAUAAUUCAAUGUGAGAGUCAAACCUGCAGUAAAAAUUUCUAAAAUUUUUCAAUUACUUUUUUUUUUCAUUCAACCAGUCUAUUGUAAUUCAUUUUUUCAUAGACUAAGGUAGAAUCAGGCCCUUUCUGACAACUUAUCAUUUAUUCACCAGGAUUUGACCUCAAGACCCAUCAGUUUGGAAGCUUUACAACCUCAUCCAUUACCCUUUAUAAAAUCUGGGAUUUGAUUUCUAAACUUUGUUACUUAUAGUAAAGAUUUUAAUUUACAGUAGUGUAAAAAUAAACUGAAAUGAGUUUUGGAAUACAUUCAAGGACAAAAACUGACCUUGACCUGUAUGUAGCAAUAUGAGAUUUAUCUAUCUGAAUGUCUGACACAUAUUUGUUUAAGCACAAGAUAGUCCAAUAUGAUACAUUUAUAGAUUUAUAUUUAGAAAAUCAGGAAUGACUGACCAACUGGGAACAUCAAAUUAAACUAGAAAUACUGCUUUUUAUUUGAUGUCAAAGAUUUUUUUAAUUCUGGUUCUAUUUAAUGUAAAUAACACUGUCAAUAAAUUAUUUAUUAGUUUCUCUUUCAUUUCA